Messenger RNA from Symbiodinium sp. CCMP2456, 177 nucleotides. Lineage: Eukaryota; Dinophyceae; Suessiales; Symbiodiniaceae. The record is from the annotation of a GenBank genome assembly.
AUGACGCCCGCCCAGGAGCGAGCCCUCCGGUACAUGCAGCGGCAGCAGCGCAACGAAUCGCAAAUGCUGCGCCAGUUCCACAAGAUGUACCCGUCCUACAAUUUGAACCCGUUGAUGCGCCGGCGGCACCAGCAGCUCGUGGAGGCCCAGGCCUUUUUGCUUUGCAACGCACAGUGA